AUGGUCGAGUCCUCCUCAGUUGGGGGAGCGUCGCUCCCUUCAGGUCCUGAUGGGAGAAAACGCCGUGUGUCGUACUUCUACGAACCCUCAAUCGGCGACUACUAUUACGGCCAAGGUCACCCAAUGAAACCCCAUCGCAUCCGCAUGGCCCACAACCUCAUCGUGCAUUACUCCCUUCACCGUCGCAUGGAGAUCGUCCGUCCGUUUCCCGCUGGCCCAGAAGACAUCCGACGGUUCCACUCCGACGAUUAUGUAGACUUUCUAGCUUCUGUCACUCCGGAUACCCUUCAUGACCACACUCAUGCUCGCCACCUCAAGCGGUUCAACGUUGGAGAGGAUUGCCCAGUCUUUGAUGGUAUUUUUGAGUUUUGCCAAGCGUCUUCAGGUGGAUCCAUCGGAGCCGCUGUUAAGCUUAACCGGCAAGACGCCGACAUUGCGAUAAAUUGGGCCGGAGGGUUACAUCACGCGAAGAAAUCCGAAGCUUCAGGGUUUUGUUAUGUUAAUGAUAUUGUUUUGGGUAUUCUUGAGCUUCUUAAAGUCCACAGGCGUGUGCUAUAUGUAGAUAUUGACAUCCACCAUGGAGACGGGGUUGAAGAAGCUUUCUUCACCACUGACAGAGUGAUGACAGUCUCAUUUCAUAAAUUUGGGGACUUUUUCCCUGGAACUGGACACAUCAAAGACAUUGGUGCACACCAGGGAAAGUACUACGCCCUAAAUGUACCUUUGAAUGAUGGAAUGGAUGAUGAUAGCUUUCGUGGUCUAUUUAGACCAAUUCUUCACAAAGUUAUGGAGGUUUAUCAGCCUGAUGCAGUGGUUCUUCAAUGUGGGGCAGAUUCAUUGGCUGGUGAUAGAUUAGGGUGCUUCAAUUUGUCAGUGAAAGGUCAUGCAGAUUGUCUCAGGUAUCUUAGAUCUUUCAAUGUUCCUCUCAUGGUUUUAGGAGGUGGUGGUUAUACAAUCCGCAAUGUGGCCCGAUGUUGGUGUUAUGAGACAGCAGUUGCUGUUGGCGUUGAACCUGAAAAUAAGCUGCCUUACAAUGAGUAUUAUGAGUAUUUUGGACCUGAUUACACGCUUCAUGUUGAGCCAAGUCCUCUUGACAAUCAAAACACUCCUAAAGAUUUGGAGAAAAUAAGGAACAUGCUGCUGGAGCAACUAUCAAGGUUACCACAUUCUCCUAGUGUCCCGUUUCAGACAACGCCACCUGUCACAGAAGUCCCUGAAGAGCCAGAAGAGCCCAUGGAGAAACGGGCAAAGCCACGCAUAUGGAGUGGUCAGGAAUACGAUUCAGAUGUUGAUGAAGAAGAAAAGCCUCGGCGUCAAAGCUUCAAUGCAAAUCAUAUCAAUCCAAGGGAUCAUGCAAGGGGAAACAUAAAAGAUGAAGAUAUGUCGGAUAGGGAUGCUCCCUCAUGAGUUGUUUUCUGCAACAACAAAAACUAUGAAGUUGCUAUUAGAUUGCUUUCAAGUAGAAAAAAAACUUAGAAGAGUAAUAGUCAAAAUGCUUACUUUUUUGUAAAUUGUUGGUUUAAUUGUAUGAGAAUGGCAUACAUGGAUGAAUUUACUGUUUUAGACUGCUUUUGUUCUUCCAAGUUUAUGUUUUAUAGUUGUGGAUCUUAGCUCUCAAAAAUGUGC
Messenger RNA from Lactuca virosa, 1626 nucleotides. Lineage: Eukaryota; Viridiplantae; Streptophyta; Magnoliopsida; Asterales; Asteraceae. The record is from the annotation of a GenBank genome assembly.